Bufo bufo (common toad) is the source of this 1532-nucleotide messenger RNA. It is a transcript of the gene SFRP2, whose product is annotated as secreted frizzled related protein 2. Bases 162 to 1049 code for a protein of 295 amino acids. The transcript is spliced from 3 exons. Gene Ontology annotation, molecular function: Wnt-protein binding. The record is from RefSeq and is a predicted model, not a curated record. NCBI's taxonomy places the organism in Eukaryota, Metazoa, Chordata, Amphibia, Anura, Bufonidae. Gene Ontology annotation, biological process: canonical Wnt signaling pathway; negative regulation of canonical Wnt signaling pathway; non-canonical Wnt signaling pathway.
AAAACUCUUGUUUGCAGAGCAUCUGAUGAGUGUGGUGGAAGGUGGAGGAGCCAGAGAUCUGCAUGUAGCCUGGAGAAGGCUGGGACUGUCUCUCCAGAGGAGCACCCUCACAGCUCACCAUACAGCACCAGCAGCACCUUUGUGUCUCCUCACUGCUCACCAUGUGCUGCCAGAAGACCUUCUACUUCAUCUUCCUCCUCCUGCUGGCCUCUGACUGUAUGGACUCAGUGAAAAGCUUGUUUCCAUUUGGGCAACCUGAGUUUUCCUACAAGAGGAGCAACUGCAAACCCAUCCCUGCCACUCUGGUUCUGUGCCAUGACAUUGAGUACCCCAACAUGAGGCUGCCCAACCUCCUGGGCCAUGAGACUAUGAAGGAAGUCUUGCAGCAAGCAUCCUCCUGGAUCCCACUGAUACAGAAGCAAUGCCACCGAGAUACCAAGAAGUUCCUGUGCUCGCUCUUUGCCCCAGUGUGCAUUGAUGAUCUGGAUGAGACCAUAAAGCCCUGCCGGUCCUUGUGUGAGCAGGUGAAGGACAGCUGUGCCCCGGUCAUGUCUGCAUUCGGCUUCCCAUGGCCAGAUAUGCUGGACUGCAGCCGCUUCCCCCAGGACAAUGACCUAUGCAUCCCCCCUGCCAGCACUGAUUACGUGCCAGCCACCAGAGAAGCGCCCAAAGUUUGUGACGCCUGUAAAACCGGCAUCGAGGAUGACAAUGACAUCGUGGAGAACCUCUGCAAAAAUGACUUCGCCCUGAAGAUAAAAGUGAAGGAGAUUGCCUACAUCAAUGGGGACACUAAGAUCAUCCCGGAGACAAAGAGCAAGACCAUUUACAAACUGAAUGGGGUCACAGAGAGAGAUUUGAAGAAGACUGUGCUGUGGCUUAAAGAUGGCCUGCAGUGUACCUGCGACGAGAUGAAUGACAUUAACGCUCCCUAUUUAGUGAUCGGACAAAAGCUCGGAGGGGAGCUGGUCAUCACCUCAGUCAAACGGUGGCAGAAAGGGCAACGGGAGUUUAAAAGGAUCUCUCGCAGCAUCCGCAAGCUGCAGUGCUAGUGGCCCUCCGUUAAUUAACUCUUUCAGCACUGGGGCUAGUCUUUUUGCACCUUUCUCCCUUAUUCGGGGACCCAUCCUUUCUGAAAUAUAACAAAAGGGCUGGGGCUAUGGCUUUUUUUAUGAAGACAAGUAUUAUUAUUUUUAUUAUAAUUAUUAUUAUUAUUAUUGAAUACAAAUUUGUAAAUAAUAUGAAAACUGCAAAAAAGAAAUCCAAAUAUUUUUUAUGACGGUCCUGAAUUCAAAUGUAGAAAAAUAUUUACUGGAUGCAAACUUGUAUAGUUUGAUAUAUUUUACAUGUGACAGGAAUGUUAGAAUUUGCUGCGGACAGAGACUGCCAUAUUUGUAGAAUUGGGAAUUUGCAUUAUCUCCUUUAACAAAUAUACUUUAUAAUAGUUUUUUUUACCUUUUCUUUUUCUACCGACAGCUGUUUAAUUUCUCCUUUGAAUACUAAGGGGGUCAGAUAUCAAACUGGUGUAAAAUAGA